This is a messenger RNA of Calliphora vicina (urban bluebottle blowfly), 420 nucleotides long. Its product is annotated as cuticle protein 12.5-like. The transcript is spliced from 2 exons. Bases 1 to 396 code for a protein of 131 amino acids. NCBI's taxonomy places the organism in Eukaryota, Metazoa, Arthropoda, Insecta, Diptera, Calliphoridae. The record is from RefSeq and is a predicted model, not a curated record.
AUGUUCAAAUUCGCCGUCGUAAUCUUUGCCCUCAUUGCCUGUGCUGCUGCCAAACCCGGUUUGAUUGGUGCUCCUUUGGCUUAUACUGCUCCCGCCGGAGUUGUUACUGCCACCAGUAGCCAAUUUGUUGCCCGCAACCACAAUGGUAUUGCCACCACCCCUAUUGUAGCUCCAGUAGCUGCCCCUGUUGCCGCCUAUACCGCCCCAGUUGCUGCUGCUUAUACCGCUCCCGUUGUAGCCAAAUAUGCUGCUGCUUACUCUACACCUUUGGCUUAUUCUUCUCCCUUGGCUUACUCAACCCCUGUUGUUGCCAAAUAUGCUGCUGCUUACUCUCAUCCUUUGGCCUACUCUUCACCUUUGACUUAUGCUGCUGCCCCAGCUCCAGUUUUGUUUUAAAAACUGUGAUUACUGUGAUUUGAU